UUGGCAUACCCAAAGAGAAAUGUUGGUGUCAAGUGUUUAUGUUUCUAAACAAAUGCUUGUCUAUAUUGUGUCUUAAGUUUGAGCUCAGGUGCCUUCAAUAAGUACAAAGCCUGUGUAUUCAAUAGAGCCAGUUAAUUUCGGUAAUAAAAUGUUUAGGUUCUUUAGUAGACGAUCAAGAGAUCGACAGAAACCGCGAUCAAGUUCGUCACACUCGACAAGUAAAUCGAAGCAUUUGUUGGUGUGCAAAGUAGUACUGCUGGAUGACACUGAUAUGACUGUCGAGCUUCCAAAAAAAGCUACAGGGCAGCAAUUACUUGAUCAAGUAUUUUAUUCACUGGAUAUAAUAGAAAAGGAUUAUUUUGGAAUGCAGUAUAUGGAUCACAACCAUGUACAGCACUGGCUCGACCCUACGAAGCGAAUCAAAAAACAAGCUAGAAUUGGACCACCUUACACUUUGAAGCUCAGGGUGAAGUUUUAUGCUUCAGAGCCCAGCAACUUGCAAGAGGAACUAACUAGGUACCUGCUGUUUUUGCAAAUAAAAAAGGACAUCGCUUAUGGGAAACUGUUGCUGUCCAAUGAACUGGCUGUAGAGCUUGCAGCACUGAUCCUACAGUCUGAGGUUGGCGACUAUGAUGCGGACGAGCAUACGCCAUCGUUUGUGUCUGAAUUCAGGUUUGUGCCUAACCAGACGGAAGAUUUUGAAGUGCAAGUCAUUGAAAGUUACAAGAAAUUCAGUGGCCAGAACCCUGCACAAGCUGAGUUGAACUUUUUAAACAAGGCUAAAUGGGUGGAACAGUAUGGGGUUGAUAUGCACCACGUCAUGGGCAAAGAUGGAUCAGAGUACGGUCUAGGACUCACUCCAACUGGCUUGCUCGUAUAUGAAGGAACACAAAAGAUUGGCCUUUUCUUCUGGCCAAAGAUGACACGAUUAGACUUCAAGGGAAAGAAGCUAACUUUGGUUGUGGUGGAGGAUGAUGAAGAUGGCAAGGAAAAAGAACACACGUUCCUGUUCCGCCUUCACAACCAAAAGGCCUGCAAGCAUCUAUGGAAGUGUGCUAUAGAGUAUCAUGCAUUUUUCAGGUUGCGCACCGCUCCCCAGGCACGCGGCAACAGGCAGGGCUUCUUGAGAAUGGGCUCGCGGUUCCGCUACAGUGGCAAGACGGAAUUCCAAACGGCGCUGCAGACCAAGGGCCGCAGGUCCGUGCAGUUCGAGAGGCGACCUAGUCAGCGAUUUUCGCGCCGCCAGUCCCACGUCAUACGGGAACGUCUCGCUAAGCAGACACCACCGAACGAGACCUCGACACCAAAGAAGGGUUUGGGAGUGGACAAAUCAAAAGCAUCUGCACCAGAGGGAGCAGCAUCUACAGCAAACAAUUUGAAGGCAGACACUAUUCCAAAUGGCCAAUUGCCUGUAACGGAUGUAAAGGCAGCCACCAAUACCAAGAAGGGAAGCACAAGCAGUGCAGAACAAGCCAGUGGGGUAGCCGAGCACAAACCCAAUGUUUCAGAAGCUGAAAGGUCUGAAGUAAUGGCAGCUAGAAUGAAAAAUUUGGAUUCCACUGCCACAGCAGUAGAGGUUGCUCUGCCGAAGGCUGAUGCCAAGGAGGCGAACACAUUCAAGAACAACCAGACCAAGUUUGCGGGUGGAGCAACCAGCAUUCCUGCAUCACAGCUCAAGUGUAACAUACUGAAGGCCAAGAUGGAGGAGGAGAUGAAGAAAGCUGACAAGCCCCUGCUAACAGUUCAGCUCCCUGCAGAAGAUGCUGCUGCUGCUGUCAAGCCAAUAAAAAAUGUCAACCUGCAGAGUCCUAGGGAGAAAUCUGCAGUCGAAGAGAGUGGACCCGUAGUAAAGUCCAAUUCCCCAAUAAGUGUCACAGCAGUUACACUGAAUGACGUGGAUACCAGUUCCAGCUCCUCGCUACAGGCAAGUCCUGGUGCAGGUGCAACAGCUGCAGUAAACACCUCCUCACACAGUGGAAACAGCAGCCCUGCAAUCGAUGCUUCACAUCCUGCCAGCCCUGUUUCACCUAGCAUGCUAACAGUGACCGAUGCUGAGAAGAGGGCCAGCGUCAGCUCUGACUCCAACGCUAGUAACCAUAGCGACACCGUUCGCGACACGUCGCCGCUCCUGAAGAAGCAGGCGCCGACGGCGAUGUCGCCGUGGCUCGUCGACGACAUUGUCGAAGAAAAGCAAGAGGAGACGGUCCCCAAUCGGAGCAAGGUAACUAGGCGUGUCGUGAUCACAGAGAUCUGAGCACACUGUCGUUUGCACUCGUGGGGCCGCCUGAGUGACAAAGCCAGUCGUGUCAAAGUGAGUCAUGACACCAAAUCUUUAAAGCUGUCUACAAGUGUGUGGGUUGAGCAGUUCUUUUACCUUGAGAGGUUGGUGUACCUCGGUCUUUCUUACUGAGCAGGUAGGUUUGAUUGGUGAGGGGGUUAUAUAUAUAUAUAUAUAUACAUAUGAUAUAUAUGCAGUGAAAGUGUGUGCGGGUGUAAUUGGGAAGAACACAAAUUCCACUAUUUUCCAGAAUUUUCGCUAUUGAUGCAAGUGCCUAUGUCUGAGGUAAAUCCACAUGAUCUCUAGUGUACUCCCCUUUCAUAAGACAAACUAACUCUUGUCUAUUUUAUCUAAGUCCAUUUUAUACUUACUGUAUGUAUAUAGACCUACAUUCCCUUUUCUCCCCACGUUUUAUGUUCAACAAGUGCUCACCCGUCUGUGUUGGAAAGGUUUUUGUGAUGUACGUCACGUGUGUGCGUACCUGAUCGUGCCGCAGUGAGGUACGGCCAUGUUCUAUGAUACGAUAUACGCAAUAGACGCAUGCACGUAUUCAUGAUACAGCAAUUUGCUCGUAGAUGCCUCGACCAAUUGUGCCAUGAUGCUAAUCCGUGCCAUUAUGAGCUGUGGAACAUUUACGAUAUAACACUACUUCAGUGCGGUUCCGCUAUGUAAACAUUCCAUAAUUGUCAACUUGUCUCAAUUGAAUUUCACGUAUACAUAAGAAUGUGGUUUUUACAGAAUUAUUUUCAAGAAACCACAGUUUAAAUUUGCAAAUUUUUGUGAAGUGUGGUUGUGUUCAGCAUGUUCUUGGAACGUUGCUUUGGUUUUACAUUGAGAAAAUAUGUAAUAUUUUGUGGUUGUGACUGCAUGAUUCAGCUAAGGUGUUACUGUGUUAAAAGUAUGAUAUGUAUAUACACACACACAUAUAUAUAUAAAUAAAAAUAUAUAAUAGAAUACGGAGGAAAGUUAAAAGAAGAUGAGCUUAUAAGUUACCGAUUGUUAAUAUGAACCAUGUAUGUAUAUUUUGUCUGUUUAGUGAUAAAUGAUUCUCCAUCCAUUUCUUUAAUCUAGUUUAAGAUAAGUAUAAGAAAUGCAGUGCUUACUUUGAAAAAUGAUAGGAAUAUAUUCAGAGUUCAUAUAUUUGUACUAUGCGUGUACAUAUCUAUAUUUAGCGGAAUUCAAAUGACAUGUUAGGUUAGCUCAGAGCAUGUGAAAGAAGUCCUGGAAGCAUAGUUGGUGUACUAUUCUUAUAUUAAUCCUCUGGCCAACCACUAUUCCUGCCUGCUGUUGUCGGUGAUGUACACUAUAUUUUAUGCGCAUAUUUUCGUGUCUAGCCACCUAAAACAAUUUAGCACUGAUUUUGUAUUGUUGUGAGCAAUGCUUCAGUCGUUAACCUUUAGUGGGUAUAGCGAUGGAAGUCCAUAACUACAUUUAGUAGUAAACACCAAGUUUUCUUUCUGUAGACCUCCUAACACAUUGAAUACUUGGUCUUCCGCGAAUUAGGAAAUUAUUGCUAUUCGGAUGACGGUGCUAGCCGAUUAAUUCUGUUUUCAACGUAUUAUUACCCUGAUAGACUAAUAAUUGAUCCGUACGGUAGGCAUAGCAUGACGGCAAGUGACGGAAGUGCAUCAUCAGGAAGCGUCGAAGAGAUACAGUGAGGAGUGUUAUUUUAUAUGCUAAUCAACAAAUGAAAGAUUCCACAAGAUUAUUAGUAAAGUUACACGCGCAUAUAUAGAUAUAUUGCAAUUGUGCAUGAAGUUGUAUAUCUGUUAGAAGGCAGCCUGAUCAAAUAUUCAAUUUACCUUAAUGAUGUUAGCAUGUAUUGCUAAUAACCGCAGCUAACAACGGGAGGUGUUUGUGUGACAGCUGUGCAGAGCUAGUGUCGACGCUGUUGGGUUGUCACAGUUGGACCAAUAACACCACAGACGAAGAACAGUGACAUCUUCACCAUUGCGUAAUGAAACUAUAAAUGCGCUUAAUUGUUUGAAACGGAAUUCAGUCGCUGAACAGUAUUUUCGCUGUCAUAAUUUAUAAAAUUCCAAUGAUUAGUGGCUUUGUAUUUGAUAUAAAUAACGAUAAACGGUUUAUAAGAAAAUCACACGGAUUAUAUAGUUUAUAUAGAAAUAUCGGUGAUGAACAAUAAUAAAUCGAUGCACUGGUUAAGCUGAAA
This is a messenger RNA of Priapulus caudatus, 4448 nucleotides long. Its product is annotated as band 4.1-like protein 5. Gene Ontology annotation, cellular component: cytoskeleton. The transcript is spliced from 15 exons. Gene Ontology annotation, molecular function: cytoskeletal protein binding. Bases 149 to 2254 code for a protein of 701 amino acids. Lineage: Eukaryota; Metazoa; Priapulida; Priapulimorpha; Priapulimorphida; Priapulidae. The record is from RefSeq and is a predicted model, not a curated record.